Molecule: messenger RNA, 597 nt
Organism: Zychaea mexicana
Lineage: Eukaryota; Fungi; Mucoromycota; Mucoromycetes; Mucorales; Lichtheimiaceae
Exons: 3
Coding region: 1-597 (198 amino acids)
Source: RefSeq, a predicted model, not a curated record
AUGAUUACCGGUACUGAGCAACAAACAGCAGCGGUGGAUAAAAAAGAAUACCCUGUUAUAGCUUUGAUCAACAAGGUUUACGCGCGUCCAGUUACCCUGAAUGAUUUAAAGCGUACUCAGGAAAUCGUGGACCUAAUUAAUACGGCUUUUAUGACAAACGCCAGUUGGACAUCAGUCAAAAGCUUUCUUAAAGGUGCCAGAGUUACGUACGAAGAGAUCGAAGAGCUAAUCCGCGAAACUGCAGCUGGAAACAAACGUACUAUGUUUAUUUGUGCUUUUGAAAAGCGCUGGGCUCAGGAUAAACAAGAAAAUGAGGAGUCUCUCGUCGCCACUCACUUAAUUAUUGAAGCAAAACUUCCACCUGCAGGAAGGAUCGAGGCACCAGAGGAAGAUGAUAGCGGUAGCUUGGGCUACAAUUCUACUGUUUUCAUCGUAUUCGAGGCAAGGGCAGAAAUGAUAGCCUGGUAUCGGAGGAUGGGUGCACGGGUGAUAGGUGUGAUGAAGCACCCAAAUCCUCAGCGGCUCAAGGACAAGAAUUCAGUCUAUCUUUUGAUGAAAUUUAAUUUUGAAGACAUUGCGAGGGUAUACAAGUUGUAG